This is a messenger RNA of Lymnaea stagnalis (great pond snail), 5736 nucleotides long. The record is from the annotation of a GenBank genome assembly. Lineage: Eukaryota; Metazoa; Mollusca; Gastropoda; Lymnaeidae.
CUCUCAUGCUAGUGAGACUUUUCCAGUACAAUUAUUCAUGUGACAGAUGUUCAGUUUCUUGUGUUUAAAUGUCAGUGUCUAAUUUCUAGUGUUUAAAAUGUCGGUGUUUAUUAUCUAGUGUUUAAUUGCGAGUGUUUAGGAAAACAAAUGUUGGCAAAUAAGUAUUUGUAUUUCAAUCUGUCGUGAUUUUCUCCAAUGAGUUCAUGUAUAUUUUUUUUUCCGGACGUUAAAGUGAUCUAUCGUUUCAAAGAGUCGCUGUCAAAUCAUCUCAAGAUUUAAGACUGUGUAUGAUAUAACAGAGAUCUCUAGAGACAAGAUUCUAACUCAGUUGUCAGGGAACCUGAAAAUAUUAGGUGAAAUGAAUUUAUGUUUUUAAUCGAAGGCGUUUUCUUUUUUGGUGGUCUUAUUGUGAUCUAUAAUGUCAUGAAGGCAUUGUAAAAAUUUGACAUGAAUUUGACUCUGGAUCAAAUACACACAUGCACACACGGCAUUUAGACCAUAUAUACACAUAGAUACAAACACACACACACAUACGCAUACACUAACGCAGAUACACACAGAUACACACAGACGCACACAGACGCAUAUAUAUAUAUAUAUAUAUAUAUAUAUAUAUAUAUAUGUAUAUAUAUUCGCUUAAACCUUACUUUCACCUUAAUGCAGCUUCAUUGAGUUACCCAAUCAAUAGUUCAUUAAUUUUGGUAUCGAAUUAUGUAAGGUAUGUACGCUUAGGGGCAAAAGAACACUUUGAACAAAAAAAACAAAAACAAAAAAAAAAAAAAACAAAAAAAAAAAAAGAAAAAAAAAGACCAAAAUUUAGCCAUUGUCGUGGUACUAAUUAUAGAAUCUGAAAUCCCCCAUUGAAUUUAUUUAACGGUCAACAGGGUUUCUUAUUCUAUAAAUAGUAUCAAUAUUAUUGUUGAAUCUGAAAUUGCCGCUGAAUCUAUUAAUAGAUCUUCCAAAAGCGGCGCUUACAGAGUUGUGGGCUCUCAAAUAAAGAUUUUCUUGUUAAUAUAUUAUACAUACUCAUGUCCGCCUGACCGCCAGCCUUACUGGGCCGGUCCGCCAGCCUUACUGGGCCGGUCCGCACAAAAUAAAUAUUUAUGAUCGAACAAAAUGGGGAAAAUUUAAUUUAUAAAUCUGGCACCGGUCCCUGGUGCAAUUGCAAAAUGCGUCCACCGGUCCACCAAACUUAAAAGUUGGGGAAGCGCUGCUCUAUGGUGCACAUGCAAUGUAUUACUAUCGAGCAACCACUUCAUACAUGUCUUAUUAUUAUAUCCACAUACAGAUCAACAUAUCUACAUGCCCAUCAAUAUUACUAUAUACACAUACCGAUCACUAUAUCCACAUGCCCAUCAAUAUUUUCACAUACCCAUCAAUAUUUCCACAUACCCAUCAAUAUACCAACAUUCAAAUAAGCACAUCCACAUGCCGAUCAACCAUAUCCACUCGCAUUAUGCAACUCUUGAUAUUUCCAUUCCCUCCUUUAUAUUUUUUUCCUCCACAGAAGGCCGUCAAAAGACUUACGAAAAAUCCCGCAAGACAAUCUUUCAGACAGACUCCCCCCCCUACCACCCCCACCCCCCCCCACCCGCACAGCUGGAUAACUUUCCAACAUGUCCAACUUAUCCAGUGGAUUGGAGCGUCGUCGGUCAAGAGCCGACAGUAAGCAGAUACUUUCUAUCUCUGUCUCUCUCUGUCUCUCUCUCCGACUCUCUCUCCCCCUUUCUCCCUCUCUCCUUCUUAUCUCCCUCUCAUUCUCUUUGUCUCUCUCCCUCACUCCUUCCCCAUCUCUCUCUCUCUCUCUCUCUCUCUCUGUGUCUCUCUCUCUGUCUCUCUCUCCGACUCUCUCUCCCUUUCUCUCUCCCUUUCUCCCUCUCUCCUUCUUUAUCUAUAUCUCCCUCUCAUUCUCUUUGUCUCUCUCCCUCACUCCUUCCUUCCCUCUCUCUCUCUCUCUCUCUCUCUCCCUUUUUUUUCUCUCAGUAAGAUAGCAAAUAAGAUGAAACUCGGGCGUUUCUAGACACACAUUAUUUUAUUACAAUUUUUGUUGACUUGUGUGCUUUUCUGAAAAUAACCCUAAAAUUUCUGGCCUUAAGUCUUCAUUCACCCCUCGGUCACGUCGGCGAUUUUGGGACUGCAAAACUAUGUAGAACAAAGUCGUAGCAAAACAUCUCAUAAAUUAAUCAGCUUUAUUCCAGACUUGAAAACAAACCAAAAAAGAAUUGUACUUCAAACUUAAUGCAUCGAUUUUGUUCGCAAUUUGCGAAUGCUGAUUUUCAACAUGAAGACAAGACUUGCGUCAAUGUCUUUCGGGACAAUCUAUUUCUAUUUCAAAAUUCAGCAAAUAUUUCUAAGCAAUGACAAGCGUAAGCUUAAACGGACUAACGAGUUAUUCCAUGAUAAUUACCAAUCGAUCAAGUCGUCCUUUCACCGAUUUACCAAUCAUUGAUUCAUCAAUUGAACAAAAGUCAUCCGCGUGUUCCAUCUUUUCCUCUCCCCCCCCCCCCCACNCACAUCCUCUAAGCGGCAUACAUUCGAUGUGUUCAUUCACCCAUCCUUUCAAUUCAUUCACCAAGCAAACCCCCCCCCCCCGCUGGAUGCAUGGUCUUUACCUAUCAAUCACCUUCUGUUUGUAUGUAAGUUUGUUAUAUUUAACAAUUAAAUGUUUGUUGUCUCAUCUUAAGUAUCAUUCCUCGAACUAAAAAUCGCUGACAUUCCACAGGAACUGACCGAGGUAAAGAAAGCAUUUUGUUAGAGAUUAUUGGUCUUCCAAUUCUGAUUGGACAAGCUGGUAAAGUCCUUGUCCGUGUGAAGGUAAUAUAAAUUUUAACAAGAAUUUUGAAUCAGUAUUAUUUUGAAAUUGUCCCGGACGUGUAGAUCUCCUUGCUUAAUGGAUGUGGCAACGAAUGCAACGAUACGGGGGGGGGGGGGGGGGGGGGGUGGGGGGCAGUCUCAAUUUAGGUGCUUCUUCCCCCCGCCCCCCCCCCAAAAAAAAGUAAAUAUUAAUACACUUAUAUUUUAGGGCAAUUUUGGCACCUACUAUGAAGCCGCGAGGGGCUAGUUUCCCCUUCAAACUCCCUCGCACGGUCCUGAGUGGUAUUUGUCCGAAUCAUGACCUCUACUCGGAUAUUCGUAACUGACAUUGAUCAAGCCAUUUAAACAUUUGAUAUACAUGCAGGUCAAUAUUUACCCAUAAGAAAACAAAAUGUUUUAGAAAACUAAACCAGUCAUUAGUAGUUCGUGACCGAAAGGAUAUCAAAAAACAAAUUAAAGGUACAGAGAAAAGUACUAUUGAACAAUACUCCCCGAAUGCCGUCACGAUAACAUUUCAACAGAAUGUUGUUGUUGUACUUAAGGUCAAACAAGCGACUAACAAAAAUCCUGUUCACAAGUCUUUGUUAAACUAAAAAUUCCGCUAGUCAAUGGAUAACUGCAAUGGCUGAGGGUGUGAACUGAGUGCAUUCGUUUUGCACGCCUUUCUCUUUUGUCUCCAUUUUGACGAUAGGCAAGAAAAUGGAAGAGAAACGAAUGUGUUACAUUUUUGUAUCGUCACUGGCGACACAUUGCGCCAUUUUGCUCAGUUUGGUUCCACUAGGUGCAACAAUAAUGGAGGCUUUGCAAUUGCUCUUACUGUUUUGGAUGAAAAGGAAACGUCGAACCCCAAAACGUUACGGGACACACAGAAAUUUUAAACGAAGAGGUAAUUUUGGAGAAUAUCAUCAUCUUCUGUAUGAAGUUUUAAGAGAUGAAGAAAAAUGUGUUUCCUAUAUUCGGAUGCGCCUUGAAACUUUUCAAAUCCUUCUUGAUCAUUUUGGACCUCAUAUUGAGAAAAGAACAACGAAUUUUCGAAAACCUUUGUCUUCAAGAGAAAGACUUGUGAUAACUCUACGGUAAGUGACACAUUGACGAUGACUAAUGACAAAAACAUAAUUUAGGGGAGGUAGACAGAUAGGCUGACGGGUGGGUUGAAAGAUGGAUAGAUGGAUGAUAGAUUGACACUAUAAAUUUGCAGCAAAACAAGUGUUGAUGGACAUUUUUGCGGCUGGUCUAAUCACUUGCUGAGAGUAAAUUGGGAGAAAUUUGAGUUGCGAGUUAAAAUGUUCGGGUUCGAUUCAGCAAAUGGGAGCGGCAAAAAAAAGAGAGGAACGCGAGAGGGGUGCACUCCGUUGCCUAGAUUGAAAUAUGAGACUUUGGGUAUGAACUGAGUGCAUUCGUGUUCCUCUCCGCUUCGUGAUAGUCCCAGCUUGACCUUUGCUCUCAGUUGCCGAAUCACCGGAAGAGUCUCAUAUUUCAAUCUAGGAAACGGAGUGCGCCCCUCUCGCGUUCCUCUCUUGCCUAGAUUGAAAUAUGAGACUCUUCCGGUGAUUCGGCAACUGAGAGCAAAGGUCAAGCUGGGACCAUCACGAAGCGGAGAGGAACACGAAUGCACUCAGUUCACAGGUUAAUUCAAAUAUCGCCCGUCUAUAUAAUGCAAAGAAGUGCUGCUUAUGGGAUGAAUGUCCCUCUUCAAUCCCCCCCACGCCCCCACCAGCCCUUUCUUCCACCACUUUAUCCACCAUGGAACAUGCAAGGCUUUGUGAUCUUGCGAUUUUGUCAACUGAAAUUGCUAAGGUAAAGCGAGUUGAUUUUGGUAAAGGUAUUGAGAUGUUUGUAUCGGUGAGGACGGGUAAAGAAGAAUUUCAACCGCAAGGCACAGUGUUCCUAUUUCUUUAGUUUUAGUUUUAUUUUGUUGUUUUUGUUUUUUUUGUUGUUGUUGUUUGUUGUUGUUGUUUUAUGUUUUUUUUCUUUGUUGUUGUUGUAAAAGUAUAUAUUUUUUCUAUUUCUAAACGCUGUGACCUACUUAAUUUACCAUCAAUGCUGUAAGUGGCUCCGUAUAAUGUCCCUCGUUAACCUUGGAUUAAAAACUCAUCUCAGAGAAGGUAAGCUCUGAAAUGAACUCCAGUGACGUCACUGCGUUAGAGUUACCCUCGCAUUUUGUUAAUGAUUAUUUCUGUAUAAUUGUCUCGACAUUUUAAAAAAAAAAAUUGUGUUUUAUGACUACAAUUUACGCAGAGUUCAUUAUUGAAUAUAUUCAAUUAUUGAGUUGUCGAAAUUUUAAUAUACAUAUACAUCAAUGUUAUUACUAAGCUGAUUACCAGUAAUUGUCUGUACACAGGAUGCAAAUGAUGUCACUACAUACGUCAAAUUCGAUCUACUCAGAGUUUUAGAGAACUUGGCUCUGAUGAAAAUGGGCAAUUGUAUCCUUCUGCAUGAGGCACAAUGGAAAUCCAGCGACCAUGACGUCCUUGACAUUGGCUUUCUAGACACGUUUGAAUUCACGGAAAUGGACUAAUGUUACACCUGGCUACGUUCCCCAAAAAGGGAAACAAAGGUUUAAAUAACAGAGCAUUUCAAGACUUGCGGCUGAGACCAACAAAAAAAUCUAAUGAUCGUCCAUCUAACAGAGAUCUAAUGACAUAUUUUCAUACGACCUGAUUGAUAGAUUAUGUUAUGAGUUUGGAUCAUCACACAGUGAAGAAAAUUGUAUAUAAUAAUUGACGUGACAGUUAUUGACGCACUCAGCCAUAGUAUUGCAUUACCAGCAUGCUCUCCACCCCCCACCCCCCAACCCCUAAAGUCACAAAUCUUAAUGAGAACUAAUAAAACCCUGAUAUGGCUAAGAGAACUCACGGAAUGGCUGCUUGUGAAAAAAUGUAUUACAAAUGUCUUGUGUUCAAAUUGUUUUUUAUACGUGCU